CGGUGGAGUUGUGACCAUUAAAAAAUAUAACAUUAUGGCAGGACGCAACGCUAAUAUUUACUUUCCUGAAGAAACUUAUAACAAACUCCGCCAAGUAGCCGGACCAAAAAUUAGCCGUUUUGUUAGUGAGGCACCGUUGCCAAAAAUAAAAAAAUCCAAAAAGAAAUGGAAGGCUGGGACGAAACCAUUAGUGAUAUGUGAAAGAAAGAAGAAAAAUAAUGAAAUUAGCAAUGGACAGCAAAGAACUUCCCAAAGAAGACGAUAUCUGAAUACCGUUCGAAGUUUUAUUGAGAAUUCUCCGGAAACAGGUUUGGACGAGCCUAGUAAAAUCCUAGGUAAUUAUCCCCACACUAUUUAUAAGAAGUUACGGUUAGUAGGAAAAGAGCGUUUGGGAGUAGUUAGUCCAGAAAUAAUGGAAAAGGACCUGCAAAAUCGUGGAGUAAUCGCUAAUUCGGCUAAUUUAGAAAAGUUUUAUCAAUUAAAGCCCGAAGAAAAAAUUAUUUAUCUAGGCAUAGACUGCACCGCCGAAACUUUACACAUCGGCCAUUUAUUUUUACUGAUACAAACUAUUCGUUUUGCUAAUCAAGGAUUUCAAGUGCUUUUAGUGCUGGGUGGUGCCACUAGUAAAAUUGGUGAUCCGAGUGAUAAAUUAAAAGAACGACCUCAAUUAGAAGCCAAAAAAUUAAGUCAAUAUUAUCAGGAAAUAAAACAGCAACUUGCACGGAUAGUAAUUCGACCAGCGACCUCAGAAACAAUAAAUAAAGACUUGGCAAAGGUUAUAAUUUUAGAACAGCGGUGGAGUUCUAUUGCCAAAAAUGUUCUGAGUAAUGAUGCUCAAAGUAAUUACGAAAAGGCAGGGGCUGUCAAAGCUUUUGAAGUUUGUUUCGAAUUAGUUCAUCCUAUUUUAAGAAGGGUAUUAAAAUUGCGAGGUAUUAUAGUUUCAUCUGCUAUUAAGGAAGUUUUUAGAGUAGCGGGUUCAGAGAACUUAAUUAAUAAUGUGGAAACUUGGCUAGAAUUUAAAGAUAAAAGGGAUGACACUGCUCAUUCUUAUGAUGGUCAGAUAGCUACUGAUGUGAUUGAUAUCUUACCCAAUUUUAUUUACGAACUGGACUUGUUAAUGGAAGAACUCUUAGAAAUUCCCGAAAUACAAGUUUAA
Messenger RNA from Ambispora gerdemannii, 1156 nucleotides. NCBI's taxonomy places the organism in Eukaryota, Fungi, Glomeromycota, Glomeromycetes, Archaeosporales, Ambisporaceae. The record is from the annotation of a GenBank genome assembly.